AUGGAAGCGCUAGUUCGCGAAAGGAAGUCGCUUGACUCACGCCUUAAAAGAUCCAUCGAAAGUCUGACCCGGUUGCAAGGCAGUGAAGAAACGGAGGAGUUAGAUAUCCAGACCGAAAUCGAUAAUCUCCAAAAAAUCUGGAAUGAUUAUCUUCUCGUUCAUAAACGUAUGAUCGAGACAUGCAAGGAUGAGGAAGUCGACGGCAUUCUAGAACAUCUCGAAAAUUUCGAAAGUUCAUUUCUGGUGAAUAAAAAUCGUCUCCUAAAACUUCUAAAAAGGGUCAGUUUCGCCACAUCCACGAGGAUACAACCUUCUGCCAGUCAAGAUGGCGGUGACGCCAUUCGUGUUCUUGUCGAGCAACAAGCUGAAUUUCUGCGCCAAAUGUCUAUCAGCUUUGCACCGGUCAACCCGCCAAGUACAUCUGAGCGUCCAUCUCAAGAACGACCGACAAUUGUUACGGACCUGAAACUUCCAAGGAUGACGUUGCCAGUAUUUUCAGGGAAUAUUUUAGAAUGGCAGUCGUUUUAUGAUCUGUUCGACAGCGCUGUUCAUAAAAACCCAGCCCUCACAGAUAGUCAACGUUUAUAUUUCCUGAAAACUAACUUGGAAGGAGAAGCAGCCACCUUACUGUCCCACCUUCGCAUUGAAGAUGCAAACUACGCUCCCGCGUUAGCCAAGUUGAAGCAGAGAUUUAACAAACCGUUUGAUAUUGCUGUACAACAUAUUCAGCGAUUCAUAAAUCAACCUCUACUUGCUACAACAUCAGCUGACGGACUUCGAUCACUGCACGACAUUUCCGACGAAUCACUACGAGCUCUUCAAGCGCUGAACCGAAACGAUCGUGAUAUCUGGUUGCUGUACAUACUCACCGAGAAAUUGGAUGACGAUACAAAGCAGCUUUGGUGUCAAAGGCGUUCUGAAAUGUCCGACGAGGAUGUUACACUGGAAACCUUACUAAAGUUCAUCGAUAAUCAAAGCAUCGCCCUUAAGUCCAUCGAAGCAACACGGCCUAAAUCUCAACUAGCAGUGAAACAGCCAUCAAAACACCAAUUCCGAAACCCUCCAACAUUGGUUGCUACUAACCAAUCAGCCAGCGACAACACUUGUGGAUUCUGCUCCAAGUCACCGCAUCAAUUAUAUCAAUGUGGUAAGUUCAUUCAUGCAAAUGCUUAUGACCGACUCAAUUUCAUUCGUAGGCAUCAACUAUGCACCAAUUGUCUGAGGCAACACACAAAUGAACCUUGCAAAUCAGGCAAUUGCAGGCAAUGCAAUCAACCUCACCACACACGCCUACAUGAUGCCCUACAACCACCAACUGUGCACGACGUUACAUCUACAACAGUGAACACAAAGAAUGUAACUCAAACCCUCAUCUCGCCACUGAAUUUAGCUACAGAUUUGGCGGACACCAACGUUCUUUUACUCACUGUAACUAUCAGCGUGCUGGAUAAAUUCGGCAGACUACAUGCAUGUCGGGGUGUUCUCGAUUGUGCCUCACAUACCAGCUACAUCACUCGAGAAUUCUGCCAACAACUUCGCCUACCAACAGUACCGGUGGACUUCGAGUUUGGCGGCAUCUCAGGGGCAUCCGGACACGCAACUGAAGGAGCUCUCAUCACAUUCGGCUCACGAUGCUCCGACUACCAAAACACCGUUCCCUGUGUUGUGCUGGACCGAAUAACUUCUGAACUACCUCUGAAGCCGGUUAACAUCACAGGCUGGCCUAUUCCACGCUCAAUUGUCAUGGCAGAUCCCCAGUUCCAUCACCCUGGUAAAAUCAGCAUGCUGCUCGGCAAUAAAAUAUUCUCUCAACUUCUCGAGCCUGGUAGUAUCAACCUCAGCCCCUACGGCAGCCUACCGAUUCUUCUAAACACCAAACUUGGUUGGGUGGUCUCCGGUGGCUACAAAAACGACGUUCAAUCGAUCCCAUCCCCUCCUACACCAUCGUGCCUCAUAACCAUUACCGAUGAGACCCUUUCCACGCAGCUGCAACGGUUUUGGGAAAUUGAGGAAUAUCAACCGCCGAAAACACACUUGAGCGAUACAGAGGUUCAGUGUGAAAAGCAUUUCUCUCAACACACAAUUCGUGAUGAAUUCGGUCGUUUCACUGUUCGUUUUCCAUUUAUUGAAAGGCCUGACCAGCUGGGAGAAUCCCGUGAGAUCGCAGCUAAUAGAUUUGCCCACUUAGAACGAAAACUCGAGAAGAAUCCCAUACUCAAAACUCAGUAUCACCAAUUCAUUCGAGAGUACAUCGACAUGGGUCAUAUGUCUCUCGCAUCAAAUGCGCCUCCCAAAACAGCUGUUUUUCUGCCUCAUCAUUGUGUUGUGAAGGCGGAUAGUAGCACCACAAAAUGCCGAGUGGUUUUCGAUGCGUCAGCAAAAACAAGCAACGGGAAGUCCCUUAACGAUAUUUUGCUGGCGGGACCUGUAUUGCAACCUGCGCUCAUCGACAUUUUACUUCGGUUCAGAUUCCCUGCAGUUGUAGUUGCAGGGGACCUUCAAAAAAUGUAUCGGAUGGUUCAACUGCAUGAUGAUGAACGAGAUUUCCAGCGAAUUUUAUGGCUGCUUUUGGCAAACCAACAAAAAUAUCCCACUGCCGUGGAAAGGGCCCUUCAAGGAAUAUACGUCGACGACGUCUUGACCGGGACUGACUCUGAGGAAGAUGCUAAACUACUUCGCGAGCAGCUUGUCGAGAUUUUCGCUUCUGGCGGUUUUCAUCUUCGAAAAUUGGCUUCUAAUAGUACCGUCGCUCUUCAAGGAGUUCCCGAAAGUGAUCUCGAAAUCAAAGUUCCUCUUGAAAUCGACCCAACGAAUACUAUCAAGGCUCUCGGAAUCCACUGGCAGCCGUGCAGCGACAUGUUCCAGUUCACGUAUCAUCAAUCUAAGAUCCUUCAGCCCACCAAACGUAUCAUCUUAUCUCAAAUUGCAAGCUUAUUUGACCCUCUUGGUCUCUUAGCACCCGUCAUCGUGAAAGCUAAAUUGGUGAUGCAAAAGCUGUGGGAGCUGAAGGUGGCCUGGGAUAGUACUCCCCCUGGUGAGUUGCUCAAUACAUGGUUAGAAUUUGUCCAAAGUCUGCCGCUUCUCAAUUCGUUUCAGAUUCCACGAAGAGUCAUCGGCGUCGCAGUGGCAUCGCGAUUGUUCCUGCACGGCUACAGUGAUGCUUCCGAGAGAGCCAUGGGAGCAUGCGUUUAUAUUCGCUCCAUCGAUAGCAGCGGCAACCUUUCAUCCCAUCUACUCUGUUCCAAGUCCAAACUGGCCCCCAUCGGUAACAAACGGAUGACACUACCCCGACAGGAACUUUGUGCUGCGCUCUGCCUCGCCCGGCUUAUCAGCAACGUAAGCAGAGCAAUUCCAUCAUCGUUCGCUGAAAUACGAGCAUGGACAGAUUCCCAAGUCGUGCUAGCUUGGCUUAACGGCGGAGCUUCCAGAUGGACCACUUUCGUGGCCAAUAGAGUUGCCGAGAUAAACACCCUUCUGCCGUCAAUAAAUUGGGAUCACAUCGAUACUAAACAAAACCCAGCUGAUUUAGUAUCUCGGGGUGCUUCACCUCAAGAGCUCCACAACAACAGCCUGUGGUGGAUCGGCCCCGAAUGGAGCCCACUGGCAGGUCAUCUGAAAUUAUCACCAAGAAUAACACUCGAUACAGAUCUUCGUCAAAUGAUCUCCCGCGAGGAGAGAAAAAUCACCAUUUGUCUAAUCACUCCUCACGAAAGCACCUUUCUUGAUGAGCUCAUGUCCCGAUAUUAUCUCGACCUACGCAUGCUCUCUCGAGUAACUGCUCGACUGCGUCGUAUCUUCGUACGAGAAUUUAAGGUUUCCACAUGCCUAGUUCCCCUCGAAACCAAUCAAGCUCUGCAAAUUCUCAUUCGUCACACACAACGAAAGGGCUUCCCAAAUGACCUUGAAUCCCUUGAACUCGGCAAAGAGUUAAAAAAUCAAAGUUCUCUUUUGCAGCUAAAACCAUUUCUGGAUGAUGACGGGAUCGUCAGGGUGGGCGGCAGGCUGAACCACUCGUGUCUCACUUACGACGAGAAACACCCGAUAUUAUUGCCACGAAGCUCAAUCCUAACGGCCUACAUUCUUCACUCGGAGCACAUCAAUAAUCAUCAUUGUGGUCCGCAAACUUUGCUGGCAAUAUCUCGACGUCGUUAUUGGAUUAUCUGUGGAACGAGUGCUGCAAGGAAAACCUAUCGACAGUGUGUUGUGUGUGCUCGAUCGAAGCCGGUGCCGAAUUCGCAGAUGAUGGGUCAGCUGCCACAGGAACGCGUCAUCCCACAACCUACGAUUGCAGUAACCGGUGUGGAUUAUGCGGGGCCAGUUUGUUUGGUUGGACGCAGAGCUCGGGGUGUCAUCUCUAGCAAAGGGUACAUCGCACUCUUCGUCUGCUUCUCGACAAAGGCCGUGCAUUUAGAAGCAGUUUCGGAUUUAAGCACAUCAGCGUUUCUUGCCGCCUUCAUAAGGUUUUCGAGUCGAUAUGGCCUUCCCAUGAAGAUGUUCUCCGACAAUGCACCAAAUUUUCGAGCUGCUAAAAGGCAGUUGCGAGAAGUUCACGAGCUGGUGAAAUCUGCAGACCACAAUCAUCAGGUGACUGAUUUUUUAACCGACAAAGGUGUGGAAUGGAAAUUUAUUCCAGCACGAUCACCUCAUCAUGGUGGUCUCUGGGAAUCAGCGGUAAAGGUAGCUAAACAACUUCUGGCAACCCUAACAAGCAACAAUAUCUUCACCUUCGAAGAGCUUUCUACCUUUCUCGCCCAAGUUUCAGCAACCAUGAAUUCAAGGACCGAUCACUCCUAUAUCAAAUAG
Molecule: messenger RNA, 4803 nt
Organism: Uranotaenia lowii
Lineage: Eukaryota; Metazoa; Arthropoda; Insecta; Diptera; Culicidae
Exons: 2
Coding region: 1-4803 (1600 amino acids)
Biological process (GO): DNA integration
Molecular function (GO): nucleic acid binding
Source: RefSeq, a predicted model, not a curated record